Molecule: messenger RNA, 3459 nt
Organism: Candoia aspera
Lineage: Eukaryota; Metazoa; Chordata; Lepidosauria; Squamata; Candoiidae
Gene: EBF1
Product: EBF transcription factor 1
Exons: 17
Coding region: 994-2808 (604 amino acids)
Biological process (GO): regulation of transcription by RNA polymerase II
Molecular function (GO): RNA polymerase II cis-regulatory region sequence-specific DNA binding; DNA-binding transcription factor activity, RNA polymerase II-specific
Source: RefSeq, a predicted model, not a curated record
AAAGACUGCAAAUCACUCCGAUUUAAGCAGGGAGGAGGGAGCGGGGGGGGGGGAGGAAGCCAAGAGGAUCUCCAUCCACCCAGGGGGGUGCGCUUACCUUUCCCGGCGUACGCGCGCCGCGUGUCUUCCUCUGCCCGUCUCUCUCUCGGGCUCCCCAGCAGCCAGCUAGCUUCCUGCGUUGCUGGAGGAAGGCAGGAGAGGAGGCAGAGAGAGAGAAAGGACGAGCAGCAGUCUUUGGCCGGAGGGAAAGCCCUGCAAGAGAAGGAGACUCGCCGAGGACAGAUAGCAAAGUUGCCGCUCUCUUGUCACUGGAAAAUGACACUUGAUUUAGCCAAGGGCGCCGCCGCCGCCGCAGCGCCGGUUGAACCUAUUGUUUCUUAAACUGCCUUCUUUCUUCGGCGAUCCAAAAGGGGGGGGGACUUCAGCACGGAAGGGACGCCGCCAGCAUCGUCCUGCGACUUCUUGCGCGAUCCCGGCCAGCCAGCCAAGAAGAAAAACCGUAUUCUGAUUUUUUUAAAGAAAAGGAGGAGGAGGAGGAAGAGGAGGAGGAGGAGGAGGAAGAGGCCACCCGGUGUCUCGCGCCCACCCUCGAAAAAACAAGCUCGCCAGGCGCCCGCUAGAGCAUCCGCAGCCGGCCUCGGGGGGAGGUUUUUGUAACCCUUUGGAUUUUUUUUCCUCCUCUCUCUCUCUCUCUCUCCCCCCCCGUCCCUUCAAUGUCUGUGUUUGAUUUUCUCUGAUUUGCUUUGAUUCAGCAGCCGUUCCAGAGAAGAAAGAAAGAAAGAAAGAAAGAAAGAAAGAAAGAAAGAAAGAAAGAAAGAAAGAAAGCAAAGAAAAAGAAAGAAGGGCAGCGAAACGAAAACCCCGAGCCGCUCCGGCGCUUUUCUUCUUGUCAACACCCUGCGUUGUGGCUGUGUUUUGCAUUUUUGUUUUUCCUUGCUUUUCCUACUUUUUUUUUUUUAAAGAAGAAGGGAGGGUUUUGGUUGUCCUUAAUUCAUGUUUGGGAUUCAGGAAAGCAUUCAGAGGAGUGGGAGCAGCAUGAAGGAAGAGCCCCUGGGCGCGGGGAUGAACGCGGUCAGGACUUGGAUGCAGGGAGCCGGCGUCCUGGAUGCAAACACGGCGGCGCAGAGCGGGGUAGGCCUAGCCCGGGCUCAUUUUGAGAAGCAGCCGCCUUCCAACUUGCGGAAAUCGAACUUCUUCCACUUCGUGCUGGCUUUGUACGACCGGCAGGGGCAGCCCGUGGAGAUCGAGCGCACCGCCUUCGUGGGCUUCGUGGAGAAGGAGAAAGAAGCCAACAGCGAAAAGACCAACAACGGGAUCCAUUACCGGCUGCAGCUCCUCUACAGCAACGGGAUAAGAACCGAACAGGAUUUUUAUGUCCGUUUAAUAGACUCCAUGACAAAGCAAGCGAUAGUAUAUGAAGGCCAAGACAAGAAUCCAGAAAUGUGCAGAGUUCUGCUCACCCAUGAAAUAAUGUGCAGCCGCUGUUGUGACAAGAAAAGCUGUGGCAACAGAAAUGAGACUCCGUCAGACCCGGUGAUAAUUGACAGGUUCUUCUUGAAAUUUUUUCUUAAGUGUAACCAGAACUGCCUAAAAAAUGCAGGGAAUCCUCGAGACAUGCGGAGAUUUCAGGUUGUGGUAUCUACAACAGUCAAUGUGGAUGGCCACGUCUUGGCAGUGUCGGAUAACAUGUUUGUGCACAAUAACUCCAAACAUGGGCGGAGGGCUCGAAGGCUUGAUCCUUCGGAAGGUACGCCUUCUUAUCUGGAACAUGCAGCUACACCAUGUAUCAAAGCCAUCAGUCCAAGUGAAGGAUGGACGACAGGAGGUGCCACUGUCAUCAUCAUAGGAGACAAUUUCUUUGAUGGGUUACAGGUCAUAUUCGGCACCAUGCUGGUCUGGAGUGAGCUUAUUACGCCUCAUGCCAUUAGAGUUCAGACACCACCCCGACAUAUCCCUGGUGUGGUAGAAGUUACAUUGUCCUACAAAUCCAAGCAGUUCUGUAAAGGCACACCUGGAAGAUUUAUCUACACAGCUUUGAAUGAGCCAACCAUUGACUAUGGCUUCCAAAGGUUACAGAAAGUCAUCCCAAGGCAUCCUGGUGACCCUGAGCGUUUGCCAAAGGAAGUAAUACUCAAGAGGGCAGCUGAUCUGGUGGAAGCACUCUAUGGUAUGCCACAUAACAAUCAGGAAAUAAUCCUGAAAAGAGCAGCUGAUAUUGCAGAAGCACUCUACAGUGUCCCUCGCAAUCAUAACCAACUCCCUGCACUCGCUAAUACAUCAGUCCAUGCAGGCAUGAUGGGUGUGAAUUCAUUUAGUGGUCAGUUAGCAGUAAAUGUCUCAGAAGCCUCACAGGCCACCAAUCAGGGUUUUACUCGUAACUCAAGCAGUGUGUCUCCUCAUGGUUAUGUGCCAAGCACCACCCCUCAGCAGACAAAUUACAACUCCGUCACGACAAGCAUGAAUGGCUACGGAAAUGCUGGAAUGUCCAAUUUAGGUGGUUCUCCAACCUUCCUGAAUGGAUCUGCUGCCAACUCUCCCUAUGCCAUCGUGCCAUCCAGUCCAACAAUGGCGUCUUCUACUAGUCUCCCUUCUAACUGUAGCAGCUCCUCUGGGAUCUUCUCCUUCUCACCAGCCAAUAUGGUCUCAGCAGUGAAACAGAAGAGUGCUUUUGCCCCUGUUGUCAGACCACAGACUUCCCCUCCUCCCACCUGUACCAGCACCAAUGGGAAUAGCCUGCAAGACCAGUCUUUUGUGGACUCUAGCAAGUACUCCACUGCAGGGUCUCUCCAGGGUCUGGCCUUCUCCUGAACUAUAUCUGGCAUGAUUGUUCCCCCCAUGUGAAAGAAUUGCCUCGAAGAAUUAACAAAUGAAGGAUUUGGAUUCUGCUCCAGAACAACGUCUGACCCAAGUCCCAGAGAGGAACUUUUAACUCAGGCCUUUUUUCAAGGAAAAAGGAAGAAUCUCACAAUAACUGCAAAGUUUUAAAACACAAGAAAAUUUUUAAAAAUGGCCAUCCUGGCAAAAUAAUCCUGACAUCUACUCAGAGCCUGCAAGGGCAAGGUGUUAAUUUGAGCUGCCUAUCCCAAGUUCUUGGGAGGGAGAUUCCUUUUGUGUUCAUGAAGAAAAUACACUUCGGUCAUUUCAGUUUUUAUUGGUCACCUUUUCUCUUUUACAAAUCAGAAUGGGAGGGAGAGGCACAAACAUGAAAAGCCAACUUGAGAACUCUUCUUUGUUGUAGUUUUUUAAAGCUGUCUUAAAGGGAAAUGAAGUGGCAAACGUAAAAGGAGUUUCUAUGGAACAGAAGUAGAAGUGCCAGUUAGGGGUUAUUGAUGUUUUUCUUUUCUCUGAAAAUUAAUGGUUGUGCCAGGAAGGGUUCUUUCGUAAGUUUUACUUAUCCCACAAUAGCACAUAUAUCUGCAAUUUGCAGUCUGGGGAAGUAUCUAUGGAUCUCUGUGUGUG